AUGCUCGACUUUGGUUACAACAAUUUGACCGGCACGAUCCCAGACGAUAUCGGUAACAGUAGUUCGAUCACUUCGCUCAUUCUACAGCACAACCAGAUUGGCGGGAAGAUCCCGCCCUCGUUAGGAGCAUCCCCGUCUUUGUCUGUGCUCAUCCUCAAUAACAACCGCAUAGAUGGGCAGAUUCCCUGCCCGCUACACUUUCUCCAGCCUCAGCGAAAACCCGCCAAUUGCAACGCGUUCUGCAAAACAUUUUCGUUCGCCGGGCAGUGCGGCGGGCAGGGAACAUGCAUUCCCAAAAGCUCGGUUUCUCAACGGCUGAUGCGGAAUGUGACGUGUGCUUGUAACGAGGGCUACCUGCCCGACCCUAAAGAUCCUUUUGCAUGUCGCGAGGAGGGGGAGCUUUUGGAGCAAAAGGAGGACGUAUUGCGGAAAGAAGCACUGUGGAGGGCGGAGGCGGCGGGGGAAAGCGGAGGAGAGGCGGAGGUGCGGGGAGGGGCGGAAGAGGAGGGGAGAGAGGAAACUGUGCGGGGGGGGGAUUAUCAGGGGGAGGGGGAAGAGGAGGAGGGGGAAGGGCAAUGGGUGUCGGUCGGAGAUUUAGCAGAGCAGGAAGCGGAAACAGGUGGGGCGGAAGGGGGAGAUGAGGUGAGCGUGGGGGAGUGGGGAGAGGUGCAGGUGGGGAGAAGGGCGGGGGAAGGACGGGGGACGGGGGAAGCGGGGGGAGCGGGAGGAGCAGGGGGAGCGGCGGAGGGUAGAGUGGAUAGGAUGUUGAGGGGAAGCUGGGGGGGAGGGAGGGCGGGGGGGGAAAGCGGAAGGAGGUGGGGGGAAGGGGUUGACUGGGGACAAGGGGGGGACGCGCGGAGUGGGGGGAUGUGGAGGAAAAGAUACUCUAACACGAGAUAUGACAGAUAUGACGCGUUUCCGUAG
Messenger RNA from Closterium sp. NIES-65, 924 nucleotides. The record is from the annotation of a GenBank genome assembly. NCBI's taxonomy places the organism in Eukaryota, Viridiplantae, Streptophyta, Zygnematophyceae, Desmidiales, Closteriaceae.